Messenger RNA from Stegodyphus dumicola, 705 nucleotides. RefSeq lists its product as uncharacterized. Lineage: Eukaryota; Metazoa; Arthropoda; Arachnida; Araneae; Eresidae. The record is from RefSeq and is a predicted model, not a curated record.
AAAAAUGAGAGCAAUAAUAACAGAAGUAGGUUUCGCAUGCUUGGUUGUCUCCUUACCCUAAAUUAAAAUUCGUCCGUGGUUUUCCCUUAGACGAAACAUUGGUUCGUAAACAAUAACCAUGGGUAUUCAGCUCGAAGAAUCUCAAAAUAUGGCAAAUUCGAAUCUUGCGAAUUCUGAAAACAUAGGUGAAGCGGCUAUUGUUUUCAUUGGUAUUGGCGCUGUCUUGGUUGUUCUUAGUGCAGCUUCUAUCAUUUAUGGUCUCCAUCGCAGAAAGAGAUACUGUUCAAUUAAUACUGGAGGUAUCUCAUCUCUGACAGAAGAAAGCACUCACAAUCCUACUGAUUUCAUGAAGAGUCUUGCAACUUGGGAUCGUUCAUAUUCUGUUGACGAAAUACUAGAAAAAAGGAGGAGAUCUGUCUGGACCCUGGAAAUUUUUGAGAACUAUGGAUCAAGUCAGUCUAAAAAUAACAAUGAUUCACAUUCUGAAACAUGAAAUUUUAAACUACAUUGUUAAUGCAUUCCACCUUGGUUAUUACCAGAACAAAGCUCAUUGGUGCUCCUGGAUGAUUCCUGUGGACAAAUAUGAAGUUUGAAGUUGCAUUUUAGUACAGUUAUUGAUACUUAUUCACUACCCAAAAGUAUUAAUUUCAGUGAGGAAUUUAUUAUAAAUUAUCUUCAUAGCAAAUAUACAGAUUUAUAUAUACA